Molecule: messenger RNA, 1053 nt
Organism: Erigeron canadensis
Lineage: Eukaryota; Viridiplantae; Streptophyta; Magnoliopsida; Asterales; Asteraceae
Product: reticulon-like protein B16
Exons: 6
Coding region: 186-872 (228 amino acids)
Source: RefSeq, a predicted model, not a curated record
UUGAAUCUGGAGGACAUGUGUUGCAAUAAAGAAAAGAAAAAAACCACGCCUGCCAGUUCAUCACCCCCUCCCUGGCUGAUUUGAUGAACAAACAAAUAACCAAACCAGCAGUAGCACCCGCCGAACGCAUCAAAAAUUCAACGCAAACACAACAAAACUCCCUGAAUCAGUGACAUUAUUUCUGAAUGGAAGAUUCACAAGAUGUUAGUAAUCCGACCGUUGAUAGAGAUAAUAACAACACGUGUUCAACAUCCGGUUACCGUUUAUUUGAUCGUCAGUCUUCUAUUCAUCAGUUAAUGGGCGGCGGUAAAGCGGCUGAUGUUUUAUUGUGGAAGAGGCAACGUGUUUCGUUGGGGAUCAUUAUAGUGGCAACCGUUGCGUGGCUAAUACUUGAAAGAUCGGGGUUGUCGUUUUUGACUAUUUGUUCAAAUGUUUUGUUGUUCUUGAUCGUAUUGCGGUUUCUACAUGCCAAUUAUGCUUCUAUAAGGAAUAAACCGAUACAGACAUUGCCUGAAUUGAUAUUGUCGGAGGAGAUGGUCAAUUAUGCUGCUGCUUCUUUUCGUAUCAAAGUAAACUAUUUGCUACUUAUGGCACAUGAUAUUACUCUCGGCAAGGACUUCAGGCUCUUUUUCAUGGUAGUGGGUUUUCUGUGGAUAUUAUCUGUACUUGGGAGCUUAAUCUCGUUCUUCACACUUGCAUAUAUAGGGACGAUUCUCUCAGUGACUCUACCUGCGUUGUACAAUAGAUAUGAAAAACAAGUUGAUCAUUGUGCUGGUACAAUCCACCGAAGUUUUUCAAGACAUUACAAAAUAGUGGAUGAGAAUGUUAUGAACAGACUCCCACGCAAUGUACCCAAGGACAAAAAUAUGUAACUGUACUUCCAUAGAUCCUUCCAAAAUAUGUUAUGUAGUAAACCAUGCAUUUAUUUGCAGAUCCUUGCCUGUUCCUUGAUGGGUUAAACAUCGACCCUCAUCUUUAAGUAAUGUUGAUCGACUGCAGAGAAAAAGAAGGAAAAAGUUGAACCUUUUUAAUUCAGUUCAUUUCAUCAGGGUA